CGUUGACCGAUGACGAAUCGGUCAUUUUUAUGCAGCCCCCAAUUCAUCGCGUCAACAAAAUGGGUUCCGCGAGUUUAUAUUUUUCUGCACAUAUUGCACUUGUUCCUUUUCAUUAAAAUGUUGGUUUGAAGAGAAAUAGAAGGUCGCGUGACGUUCUAGCGUCUGUAUAAAUAAUCCGCAGUGCACACUUCAAAAGGUCAAUUUCCAGGAUUGGUCAUGAAAAUUACAAGUUUCCUCGUUGUUGCAGGGCUUGUUUUGGCGAGUGUGGCGGGCCAGCAGGGGAACUCCUCUGACAAAAUCUCCAGGUUUAUCUAUGAUAGGUGUCGGGUUUAUAGCACAGACGCUUCGGCUUACGAUGAUAUAAAGACCCAUUUGGGGCAAUUUGGCGAUUAUCUUUCGUACGCUGCGAGUUUAUUGCCCAAUGGUAAGGAGCAGUUCUGCAACGACGAAAGGCCCACACUGGCCCGUCUAGCCGCCCAGCUUGCCCAUGAUGUCAAACCGUGUUUGCCCAAAGACGAGAAGUAUUUGCCCAAGUUCAUGGUUGAAAGCUUCACCUCAUUUCUCGACUUUGUGUGUUCCCAAAGAACCAUCGAAAAUUUCUUCAGUACCCAAGGGGCAGAUUGCCGCCAAAACUUGAAACUCAACCAAGAGGGGCAACAAGUUGGAAACUGCUUUACUAAACUAUUCGCUCGGUUUAGCGACGUGGUCCGGAAAGACGACCUGUGCCUUGACUUAAAAGCGUCCAAGAAGUGCUUCAGUGAGGCGAUAGCCCGUAGUUGUCCCGAUUUCGCCGCUUUUGAGUCGUUAAACAACCGAUUUUUCCAAGCAAUUCGCAAACCCUGUAACUCAGCUAUUUCCAUUGGCUUCAGCAGCGUUCUACUCCUCCUAGCAUCAUUCACUUCAACCAAGCUAUUCUCAUAGUUAUUAUAUUAUCCCUCCACGUAUUAUAAAUGUUAUUUUUGUUAUAAAUGUACGAUAAAUAAAUAAAUAAGUAGAA
Messenger RNA from Tribolium castaneum (red flour beetle), 997 nucleotides. RefSeq lists its product as uncharacterized. The transcript is spliced from 4 exons. NCBI's taxonomy places the organism in Eukaryota, Metazoa, Arthropoda, Insecta, Coleoptera, Tenebrionidae. Bases 217 to 921 code for a protein of 234 amino acids. The record is from RefSeq and is a predicted model, not a curated record.